Molecule: messenger RNA, 1849 nt
Organism: Leptopilina heterotoma
Lineage: Eukaryota; Metazoa; Arthropoda; Insecta; Hymenoptera; Figitidae
Gene: Lipt1
Product: lipoyltransferase 1, mitochondrial
Exons: 4
Coding region: 319-1482 (387 amino acids)
Biological process (GO): protein lipoylation
Cellular component (GO): mitochondrion; cytoplasm
Molecular function (GO): lipoyltransferase activity
Source: RefSeq, a predicted model, not a curated record
UCCUGAUACCUGUCAAAAAGAAUCCGUGUCAACAGAAAACCUAACCUCAAAAUUUCAUCAAAACAAAGCGAAACUUGAUCUUUUUUUUGUCACUUGAAAAACGUUGUUAAAAGAAGAAAAAAUUUUAACAACACAAAGACUAGUGUAAUAUAAUCAUAUAUCGUAUCGAUAAAUAUAGUGACUAUUUUUUAUUUAAAAAAAAAUUAGAAAUUAGUGUUAGACUGACAAAUGACCUUGACUCUCUUUUCAUUGUUGUCAACCGUUUUUAAUUAGUGACUAUAAGGUAUUUGAAAUAUAAAAGACUGAGACAGAAACAAAAUGUCUGUAAUUCAUCAAAGAAACAUUGCUAGAGUAUUCUUAAGAAAUUUGAUACAAAAUACAAGGUAUAUUUCAACUGACGUACCUGAGGAUGAAAUACAAAAAUCAGUCUUUAUUUCACAAUCAACGGACAUUCAUAGAAAUUUAGCACUGGAGGAUUGGUUUUAUAGGAAUUAUAAUUUUCGUAAUCAUCAUCUUUUAUUAUUAUGGAAGAGCGAUCCUUGUGUUGUUAUUGGAAGACAUCAAAAUCCUUGGAUUGAAGCCAAUAUUUCGUCUUUGGAAAAUAAUGGUAUUGCACUGGCAAGAAGAAAUAGUGGUGGCGGUACUGUUUAUCAUGAUUCGGGAAAUCUUAAUUUGUCCUUUUUCACACCGAAAGAACGUUACAAUAGACGAUACAAUCUGGACAUUAUCACUAGAGGAAUAUUCAGAGAAUGGGGUCUAAAGACAACUGUCAACAAAAAAGAUGACAUCGUCGUUCAAAAUGAAUUUAAAAUUUCUGGAACGGCUGCUAAAUUAGGACGACCCAAUGCUUAUCAUCAUUGUACUUUACUCGUGGAUGCGAAUAAACGAACUCUGAGUUUGGCUCUGGAGAGAAAAGAGACGGGAAUUACGACAAAUGCAACGCAAUCGAUACGUUCGCUAGUGAAAAAUCUGACAGAAAUUAAUCCUCAUGUUAGAAUUGACAAAUUAAUGAAUGCAAUUGGCUGGGAAUUUUUACGAACAAAGCCACUUAUCGCCGAAGACGGUGGUUAUAAUUUAGUUCAAAAACAAAGAGGAUUUCAAAUGAUAAAUCCCACUGAGGGCUGGUUUCCAGGUAUUGAAGAAUUAACUGGAGAAUUUCGUUCAUGGCAAUGGAUUUAUGGCAAGACACCAAAAUUCACAGUGACACGUCACAUUGAAAUGAAGACGCCAAAUACUUCUAGUCAUCAUCGUUUAAAAUUGAUUCUCGAUGUACAAGAUGGAAUUGUGAAUGAUAUUCAAUUAAUAUUGCCAACAGAUUUGGUACCAAUUGGCUGUAAUGAAAAUGCAAGUGUCAUUACAAAUCUUCGUGGUUCAAGGUAUAGUCCAGACAUUAUUGAUAAUAUAAUUAGCGCAAUUGGGGGCAAAGUAGUGCAUACUGAUAGUUCCCAAAACACCGACGAGGAAGACGCCGUCGCCACUUAGUUGAUUAUUAUUACUUGUCAGUCAAUAUGGAAAAAAGGAUGACGAUACCUGAUUAGAGAGAUAUAAUGCUUUUAUCUAUACAUAAAAGGUAAUGAGGGGAUUUUCGAAAUUUACCUCCUUGCAUUAAUCUAUUUUUAAUAUUAAAACAAAAAAAAAGUUUACUCUCAAUAUAUCUGCCAAAAGAAAUUUAAAGAAACCAAAAUUCGAAAAAUUUGCGAGGAACUGCAGAUUUUUUACUUUUCUUGAAAUAAAUUUAAACUGGAAGUACUUUUAUUUUCUUUUCUUUGAAUUAUAAAUUCAGGCUUCGUACACAAUAUAAUUUUAAUUAAAUUGCUCGAAAAAAUGUUAUUAUUUUCAUAAUUAUAAU